Messenger RNA from Triticum aestivum (bread wheat), 456 nucleotides. RefSeq lists its product as uncharacterized. Lineage: Eukaryota; Viridiplantae; Streptophyta; Magnoliopsida; Poales; Poaceae. The record is from RefSeq and is a predicted model, not a curated record.
UCAUCUGGGCAUUAAGGAAGUACAGUUCGGAGGGUCGGAGUUUCAGAGCUGGAACGACAGCUUGAAUACUGAAGAAGCUGGAUACAGUGUCCAGAAGAUCUAGAAAGCAGAGUCGUGCGAUUGUAGAAGCAGCUACCAUUUUGGUAACCUGGAGGAUCCAACAACGAUUUACUGGAUAAAAUCACGCCUCACUUGAUCUUGACGCACUAAUCUUGCAAUUGAAAAGGACGACGGCCUCCCCACCAUUGCUAAUUGCUAAGCAUGAAGGAUGAUGUCUAUAUUGUUGUGCAAACGACCUGUUUUGGUCUCCGCCUACAGGAUACCAACGACUCAAGUUGGACAAGUGUAACAUGUUGGCCUGUUUGUUGUGCUGAAACACGCUCACUCGAGUUUCUCCGUCUGGAUGAAAUGUUACCAGUGAGAUGAUUGUUAAAUAUUGUCGCCUAUUAUUGUCUA